AUGUCUAACGUACACCAAAGCUUCGAUGCUGGCAACGUCCAUGGCCAAUCCCAGGAGAGGGCAGAUCAGAGUGCAGGAUUUGCAAGCCAAUCAGCAAGUGCUGCACAGAACACAGCAAGUGCAGCUAUGGACCAAGCUUCUGCUGCUGCUAACUCAUCUGGAAGCCAAGCUCAGCUGCACAAGGAGGAAGCUAGUGGCUUGAUCCAACAGACCACGGAGCAAGUGAAGAACAUGGCUCAGGGUGCUGUGGAUAGUGUGAAGCAUACACUUGGAAUGGACAAACAAAGUUGA
Messenger RNA from Neltuma alba, 291 nucleotides. RefSeq names its product late embryogenesis abundant protein D-7-like. The record is from RefSeq and is a predicted model, not a curated record. The coding region runs from base 1 to 291 and encodes 96 amino acids. The transcript has 3 exons. Lineage: Eukaryota; Viridiplantae; Streptophyta; Magnoliopsida; Fabales; Fabaceae.